This is a messenger RNA of Portunus trituberculatus (swimming crab), 1215 nucleotides long. RefSeq lists its product as uncharacterized. Lineage: Eukaryota; Metazoa; Arthropoda; Malacostraca; Decapoda; Portunidae. Bases 14 to 340 code for a protein of 108 amino acids. The record is from RefSeq and is a predicted model, not a curated record. The transcript has 3 exons.
UACAUUGCGUGAUAUGAGCCCGUCUGAUCAGUCUUUACUCGCUCCCUGCGUCGCACUAGACAGCCCGCAAAGAAUAAUGAAUCAGCCAAGAAUAAAGUUACUACAAUUUCCUCUCCAUCCUGGUCUGAGGAGAGCGCACAACAAUGGACUGUUGCUGAGAAGAAUCACUCCGCUGGGAAAGGAACCAGCCAGCCAGUCAGACACCCCGGACAGGAAGUCAGUCAGCGAGGCAGUCACCGUGUCAGCGAGUCCAUCAGCCGGUCACUCGGUCAUUCAAUCAAGCAGUGACACGACCUGGUCCCGCCCGCGCCAUUCGGACAGUCAGUCAAUUAGUCACUAAGUCAGUCAGUCAGUCAGUCAGUGUUGCCUUGGAAGUGUGAGAGCGGUGAGAGGGGAAAGCGAUCUCUCUCUCUCCCACGGGCCUAGUCGCAUCAUUGCCCGUGACACCCUCUCCUGUGUGUUAUCUCAGUGAUCCGAGAGGGGCUGGAGGUGAGAGGGUAGUGUGGUGGAGGGGCGUGAUUAGAAGUGUGUAAAGAGAACAAGCAAGCAAGCAAAGGGUGUGCGUGUGUGUUAAUUGCCCUUGGUGGUGGUAGUGGUGGUAGUAGUAGUAGUGGUGGUGAAAGAAGAGGAGGAGAAGGAGGAGGAAGAGUCAUGUGUACGUGUUUGUGUGUAAAGGAGGUGGUGAAAGUUAAGAAAAGAUAAUGAAAGAGAUAGUGAAAAGAUCGAGCAUUUCGUUCCCUGGUAAGUAGCGCCAUUGCCACCUCCACCCUUGUCCUCCAGAGCUCAUUGUGUAACGCAGUGCAGGACUGUUGCAAAAAUCAAGUUAAAAAGUUUGAAAAUAAGACUGAGGCAGCAGCAGAAGGGAGGGAGGGAAAGAGAGAGAAAGAGAUGGAGGGAGCGAGGUCGGGUGUGGAAAAAAUAGUGAGGCUAUGCACGUGUCGCUAAUUAAGGAUAAUUAGAAAAGACGUAAAGUGCUUUUGAAAAAAUAAAUGAAUAAAAGUUUUGAGCUUCACCUAGUACGCUUUAAGAUUUAUAGAGGAAAGAAAAAUAAAGGCUGGUACACACGUCGCUAAACAGACCGUUGUGCUGUUUCUGAAUUUGUUGACUCCACGGGAGGCGGUGAAAAAUAACAGCAGAAGAAAGGAAAAGAAAAGUGAGAGGGAAAAAGGAAAUAAAAAAAAGAAAACAAUUGGUUGAAAAAAAAAUGAUAGGACA